Molecule: messenger RNA, 2568 nt
Organism: Ectocarpus siliculosus
Lineage: Eukaryota; Phaeophyceae; Ectocarpales; Ectocarpaceae
Source: the annotation of a GenBank genome assembly
AUGAUGAGGAUGAGCUCCACCGCUUUCCAAAGACUCGUGAGUAUCCAGGAAUCGUCGCCCUCCGACGCCUCGAUUGACGUGGGAUCUUUCACGUGGCUCAUGCUCUCCGACACGGCCUUCACACCAUGGGUGUUAGAGGACGCCCCUGGGAACGAACAAACCCAAGCUCUCAUGCUUGAGCAUAUUGCCAGGAUCGUAGACAAGUACUCGCACAAGCAGCCGGGAGGUCUCGAGGGAUCAGUGAGACCGCAUAUGCGACAACAGGACGACUUAGCAGCUGAUCUUGACGAGAAGUUGCCGGGCGACAAGGUUCCCGAGGAUCAGCGGCGCAUUAUUGUCGCCAAACCCAUGAACCGAGUCCUGAAGGUCGCCAAGCAGGACCCUGGCAUGAAAAAGCUGUACGAGAAGAACGAGGAAAGGCUGCAGGGGGUUCUCUUAUCACAGAAUUUCGCCGAGCUUGUUCCGGAACCAGAGGCGUCUGCAGACGACAGGGGGGGCUGUGAGGGGAGUGGAGACGACGACGACAACGGCGGCUGUGGGGAAAGUGGAAAUGACGACGACAACGGUGGCUGUGACUUCAUGGAGGCUGGCGACGGGGGGGGUGGUGACUACGAAGAAGACGACGAGGAGGAUCACCGUACGACAUCCCAAUCCAAGACGAAGAAGGACAAGGGGAAGAAGGGAAAGGGAGAGGGAAAGGUAAUGGGACGGGGGAAAGCGAAGGUAAUGGGGGACCCCGUGACGGGAUCGACGCCGGCGGUGCCUGGUGGGAAGAAGAGUCGGCAGAGGAAGUGCAAGAGGAAUUCAGUAGGCAAGCUGCUGACGGCACGACCCACCACUCAAGACGACGAUGAGCGUUUCGCCGAGUGCAUGGAGGACAAGCUCGUUAUACAUAAAGAGUACGACGUGUUCAGAAGGAGCCGCUCGCAACUCGACGAGCUCGAACCUCGCAACACCUCCAAGCUGGUCGUCUUCAACCUGGCCGCAUUUCCCGGACUCCUGAAGCAGACCAAGAUCACCGACCAGCAGCUCGUAGACGUCUUCUACACUAUCAGGCACGACUUCCUCCACGGCUUGGGGACUAUGGCACCUCUGGUCCCCCCCCCGUGGGUCGUCCACAGAGGCCGCCUGUACGACGACUUGUUCGGGAACAACCAGACAGCUAGUCCGCCUUCUUCGACAUCGAUCCUCACUGAUGUCCCGUAUGAAGGGGCGGACGUGGACUGGCCCUCCAAGGUUCUGUUGUUACUGACCAACAGGUACACCAACCAAGGCGACACGAUCAUCGUCCUCGGUGCGGAACGAAACGCUUGCGUUGCGACAGGCCUCGCACGAGGACGACGGGUAGAGGCGUACGUCACGUCAGAAACGCAUGUGGAGCACGUCCAAGAAUGGGGGGAGACAGCCUUUCGGACUGCGUACACCAGGGGCAUAUUCCAGCCGGAGGUCGUUGUGCCGACUGAAGUGGAAAUUAAACCCGGCCGACUCCCACGUGGUCUACCCCUGGAUACAACACCGCCGAAGGAGACUCAGUUCGACGACCGCGCCCUCUACACUGCACCUGGCGUAAACUACACCCCCGGCACCUUCGACCUGCUGAUUUGGGGAUGCCUCCACGUAUACGACUCGCGGCGUGACGCGUACCUGUCCCUCGACGAGGAUGCUCACGACAAGCGCUACGUUCGUCUUAUUCGGGCGGCGUCCAACGCUCAGCUGAGGGCCUGCUGCACUCCCGGCGAGGCGUGCCUCACCUCGUCGACUGCGCAGCUAUUCCUCCAGGUCGCGCCAACUUGCCUGAUGUACUGGGCGAGAUGGUCGACCGAUCGAAGAGAAACUCGCAUGGACAUCAGGUCGGCGCUGCCGCUCUCUAGUGACAAGGAAGCAAUGAUCGGACGCUGGCAACCACCCACUCCUGCCACCUCGGCCACGGCAGACAUGGGCUGCGCUCUGGUCGGCUACAACUUCAGAUCAUACAAGGCUGGCAGUUCGGACGUGAUGAAGACGAUCCUUGUCACGGCCGAUGAUAUGGUGGUAGCAGGCGGUACCGGGCCUACCUCUACCCUCGGGGGUGCUGCCGCUACUUCUAAGAAGAAGGCGAAGACACCGGGUGCAAGCGGUGACGACGCCGGGGACGACAGCGAAGACGACGACGAGAUUGUCAACGAGGGGGCCGGAGAGGGAUAUCUCGGUCGCUCGUACGAGGAUGAGGAAGAGGAAGCGGACGAAUCGGCGGGGAAUGAGGAGGAAUCGGCGGAGGAGGAGAUCAAGACCAAGGUUGCCGAGUCCCGUACGACCCAGGGAGGAAAUCGCAUCACCCGCUCCGCCGCCCCCGCCGCCGCCGCGUACGCCGCCGCCGCCGACGCCGCCGACGCCGACGACGAGGACGAAGUCAACGGCCAGGAGGAGGAAGAUGACGAUGAGGAGGAGAGGAUCACAACGAGGCCGGAUCGCUGCAGGCCCGUACGACGAACAGGGGGGCGCAGGAACUCCGGUCCUCCUCCUCCUCCUCCCCCUCAUCCGAUGACGACGAGGACGAGGACGAUGCUGACGAGGCCCUCGAGGAAUUAA